AUGAAGAGUGGGUUUGAAGAUUUCCCCACAAGGACGCAAUCUCCAUUUAGUAUAGGUCGAACUGCUCAUCCUGGUGCCGUUUUUUUAUCUUCUGAAUCAAAUCUUAUUCAACCGAACAAUCAAAUAGGUUCUGCUUCGAUUAUGCAAUCAUCUCCUUUACCUUCCUACGGCACCCCAUUGAGUUUGAACGAUCAAAAUUCACUUUUAUUAGAUAACAAUAGCACAAAUAAUAAUAACAAUAAUAAUCAUCAACAUCAUCAUCACCAUCACCCUCACCAUCAUAGCAAUACAAGUAACGGCAACAGCAACAAUAACAAUAGUCAUAAUUCAAUUAGCAAUAAUAAUAAUAGCAACAACAAUAAUAGUCAUAAUCAUUCAUCGUCUUCAGCAGCAGGAUCUGCUGCUCUUCUUUCUCCUACUCCUUCCUCAAUGUUCUUAGAUUCUUUCCAAAGUCCAGUUCCUCAGCAACAUCCAAAUUUGUCAAAUAUUUCACAUACUCCUAUGUCUUUGUCUCAGCAUCAGGUACAACAUUUAGAUCCAAGUGUGAUGAUAAAUUUCAAUCAGGACAUCACUCAAAUUUGUUCUUGGAUGUCAACUCUAUCAAGUUCUUUACAAAAUACAGUUAUCGAUAAUCUACUACCUCAUUUCAACGAAGAUGUAUUGCAAAUGACAAGAUUAAAAUUAGAUAGUCUGUUGAAUAGUGGUUUCACUUCGUCUCCACAAUUGACUCGUGUUUCUUCACCCAUCCCUGUAUCAAGAGAUACAAAUUAUCCAUUGACUAGCUUGGAUUUUGUAUUUGCCGAAAAUGAAACAAAUUCAAACUUAAGAAAUCAUCAAUAUAGUUCAAGUAUGCAUGAUUCAAACAGCUCAAUUUAUAGAACUUGGGGCAACAAUCAACCAAUGAUGAAUUAUUUGACAGAAUUUCAACAAAGACCAAAAUCUGUUGAUCCACACGUUAUCAAGACUUUAAAUGGCGGUAAUAAUAACAAUAGCCACAGUGGCAUUAUUAAUAGUAAUAAUAAUAACAAUAAUAAUGGUGGUAACAGCCAAUUCCCAGUUUCUAAAAAGCAAUACUAUCAAUCUUCUCAUUUGCAAUCCAAGGGUAUGUCAAGAGGUAGAUCUGUAAACGAUUACGAAAGUAAAAUUUCAAAUGGACAAUUCAAUCAAAAUAACACUAAUAUGCAUAAUCGUCAACGUCAUAAUAACAACAAUUCAAACAUUAACAUUAACAUUAACAACAAUAGCAUUAAUGGUAGCAGUGAUUCAUCUAUUUCAAAUAGCACUACUCCAACAAACCAAACUUCCAAUGGCAAUAACCCUACUAGCAGCUCAUCAUCUAUGAACCCAAAGAGUUUAACCGACCCAAAAUUAUUAUCUAAUAUCCCAGCUUGGUUAAAAUCAUUGAGAUUACAUAAAUAUUCUGAAGCGCUAAAGGGUAAAAAUUGGGUUGAGUUAAUUUAUCUAGAUGAUGGUAAGCUUGAAGUUUUAGGUGUCACCGCUUUGGGUGCACGUCGCAAACUAUUGAAAGCAUUUGCAAUUGUAAUAGAUUAUAAAGAGCGUGGUUUAAUUGAUGAAGCUUCAAUUGUCAUAGAAGAUACUGUAGAAAAUAAAUAG
Molecule: messenger RNA, 1614 nt
Organism: Vanderwaltozyma polyspora DSM 70294
Lineage: Eukaryota; Fungi; Ascomycota; Saccharomycetes; Saccharomycetales; Saccharomycetaceae
Gene: VTS1
Product: Vts1p
Exons: 1
Coding region: 1-1614 (537 amino acids)
Biological process (GO): regulation of mRNA stability; nuclear-transcribed mRNA poly(A) tail shortening
Cellular component (GO): P-body
Molecular function (GO): translation repressor activity; protein binding; mRNA binding
Source: RefSeq, a predicted model, not a curated record